AUGGAUUCUCGAGUACCGUUAUCCCAUUCGUUAUGGUCGCCCUACGACACAAUAAGAGACGCAGCAGACUCGCUAGCCAUCAACUUGCCCGAUGAAGCAGCGAAAAACCUCGCCAUGGACGUCGAGUACCGAAUACACGAGAUCCUCGAACUAGCCAUCAAGUUCAUGCGCCACUCGAAGCGGAAAAUGUUGAUGACGUCCGAUAUCGACUAUGCGCUCAAAGUGUUGAAUGUCGAGCCCUUGUAUGGCUACGACAACUCGCAAGCGUUAACGUUCAAGGAAACCAUGGUGGGCGCCGGUGGGCAGACGUUGUACUAUGUCGAUGACCACGAGAUCGAGUUUGAAAAAUUGAUCAACCAGGAGCUCCCGAAAGUGCCGAGACGGACUACAUUCACGGCGCACUGGCUCGCUAUUGAGGGGGUCCAGCCGAUGGUGCCGCAGAACCCACUUCCUUCCGAUAUCAAGAGUCUCCCACCGGCAGUGAGAGGCGCUACGUCGUCGAUGUUGGGCAACGAUAUCCUCUCGCUUGGUGGUGCGGGCGACAAGGAUAAUGCUAAUGAAGACGCGCUGAACAAGUCGAAAAAGACUACCGAGAAGGAUUUCAAGACAAAGCCAUUGGUGAAACAUGUGUUGUCGAAGGAGUUGAAACUAUAUUUCGACAAAGUUGUCGAAGUGUUGGUGUCUACAGAUCCAGAGAAGGAAAGCUUGAAAAACGCCGCGUUGACCUCACUCAAAUCUGACCCUGGUUUGCACCAACUUGUCCCUUACUUUAUCCAGUUCGUCGCCGAACAAGUCACGAACCAAUUACGCAAUAUAGACAUCUUGUCAACUAUGCUCGAGGUGAUUUCCGCUUUGGCCGAUAACAAGACAAUCUUUUUGGACCCCUAUGUCCACGCCUUAAUGCCCUGCGUUUUGACAUUGCUUCUAGCGAAAAGAAUCGGUGCUGUUGUAAGGGAAAAUGCCGAGGACUACGAGGAAGCCUUGCGCAGCCAAUUGGCUAUCCGCGAGUUUGCCGCUAUAUUGUUGGAACACAUCAUCAAAACUUACGGCUCUUCCUAUUCGACGCUCCGGCCCAGGGUCACUCGAACUUUGCUCAGAGCAUUGUUGGAUUCCACAAAGCCCAUUGGAACGCAUUACGGCGCCCUCUUGGGACUCAAGAACUUGGGCAACGAGGUGUUGAAACUAGUCUUGAUUGGCAAUUUAAAAGUUUGGUAUACGUCGAUUGUGGAAGAAAAUCAGUCGGAAUUGGAGCGCGAUAUUUUGGUAAAGACGGUAAUAGACAUUCUUCGCAAAUUGAAAGUGGAUCUUCCAGCUAAUGAGAUGGACGUCGAUGAAGUAUCGGAGGAUGUGAAGAAGAAAUUGCGGAAUCGAAUCGGUGAUCAACUUACUGAUAUUUUAUUGGCUCAAGACGACGGCAAGGAAGUCGUUAGGGGAAUUUUUUUUGGCGAAGUUUCCAUAUAG
Lodderomyces beijingensis is the source of this 1461-nucleotide messenger RNA. The record is from the annotation of a GenBank genome assembly. Lineage: Eukaryota; Fungi; Ascomycota; Pichiomycetes; Serinales; Debaryomycetaceae.